This is a messenger RNA of Labrus mixtus (cuckoo wrasse), 1611 nucleotides long. It is a transcript of the gene ppa2, whose product is annotated as inorganic pyrophosphatase 2. The record is from RefSeq and is a predicted model, not a curated record. The coding region runs from base 57 to 1094 and encodes 345 amino acids. Gene Ontology annotation, molecular function: magnesium ion binding; inorganic diphosphate phosphatase activity. Gene Ontology annotation, biological process: phosphate-containing compound metabolic process. Gene Ontology annotation, cellular component: cytoplasm. The transcript is spliced from 12 exons. NCBI's taxonomy places the organism in Eukaryota, Metazoa, Chordata, Actinopteri, Labriformes, Labridae.
GAGCGAGUUGGAGGUAAACGGGAAGCAGGAACAGAGAAGGGAAGAAGAAGCGUCUCAUGAUGAGACCGCCGCUGCUGCGCUCUUCAUUGGGCCGCUUGGUGACCAUUUUCGGCUCGUUUUCUGCUUCUCGAAACAAACUGGUGACACAAGCAGCAGCCGUGCCUCAUCUGUUUUAUUUCAGAAAAAACAUGCACUAUCAAACGGAGGAGAGAGGACACCCACAUUCUCCAGACUACCGGAUUUAUUUUAAAACAAAAGAAGGGAAAUACAUUUCACCAUUUCAUGACAUUCCACAUCAAGCAGAGAAGGAAAAGGAUGAUGGUGUGCCAGCUAAAAAGCCAAAACAGAAUGAGAGUGAGGUGCUUUUUAACAUGGUAGUAGAGGUACCUCGGUGGUCAAAUGCUAAAAUGGAGAUUGCAACAAAGGAACCGCUGAACCCGAUCAAGCAAGAUGUUAAGAAAGGAAAGCUUCGGUAUGUUGCAAACAUAUUUCCCCAUAAAGGCUACAUUUGGAAUUAUGGGGCUAUUCCACAGACAUGGGAGGACCCAAACCACACAGAUGAAGAGACAAAGUGUUGUGGUGACAACGAUCCAAUUGACGUUUGUGAGAUCGGCACCCUGGUGUGCUCUCCAGGUCAGGUGAUCCAAGUAAAAGUGCUUGGUAUUUUGGCCAUGAUAGACGAGGGAGAAAUGGACUGGAAAGUCAUCGCUAUCAAUGCUGAGGACCCGGAUGCCAUGAACUUAAAUAACAUAGAGGAUGUUCGCAAGAGCCGGCCUGGUCAUUUAGAAGCCACUGUCGACUGGUUUAGGAAGUAUAAGGUGCCCGAUGGAAAGCCUGAGAACCAAUUUGGAUUUAAUGGGCAAUUCAAAGACAAGGACUUUGCAGUUAAGAUCAUUAAGUCCACACAUGAGCACUGGAGGGCACUAGUGCAGAAGCAGACAAAUGGUGCAGGGAUUGAAUGCAUAAAUACCUCCUGCUGCGAGAGCCCUUUCAACUGUAGUUCAGAAGAGGCCAUCGGUGUGGUCAAAUCGGCCCCUACAUUUGGAAGCUCACACACUGUGUCUCCAGAGGUGGACAAGUGGUACUUUGUCUGAAGGCCUAAAGACAUUAUUGAAACCAACACAACUCCUCCAGCAUAUGGAGCAGUUGCAUCUUUUGCAUGCAGCUGGAUUACAUUUUGGUAAGCACUCCUCCUCAGGUGUGUAAAGUGCCAUCUGUGGUCUCCAUCCAAGAAUUUAGAAAAUAUGCUAAUACCCAGUAUGUUGUCAAUAUGAAAUGGUAGAGAUCUCUGCUUUGUAGAGUGAGAUUUUCUGGAUCUCAUGUUGACCACCAAAUUGAUUAAUUGUUGAUUAUAUUAAUUUAAGGUCAGUGGUAAACCCUCACCUCUCUACUAAAUUGGAAAAAUAUUGUAUAUGUGUUGAUGUUCUUUUGGGGCCCAUGUUCAAGGUUAUUUUUUCUUGUAUGACACUGAAAACUGUGUUAAUAUGUCUAUAAUUUGCCUUUAAAACUGUAAUGACUUAAAGCGUGCGAUCACUAACAAGAAAUUUUGUAAAAAGAAUAAAAAAGGCUUUUCUGUAUGGGUAAAUAAAAAAUAAACAUGUGAACAUGAAA